GUUUUCUAGUCUCUAAAUAAACUAAAGAUCCAAAUAGUCAUUAUAAACAAAGAAAAUGAAGGUCGUGAUCUAUUCCCGACGUCAACUAAUCUUGGUAGCCCUUGUAGGAGCUCUUUUUCUUCCCACGAAGGCUCAAGACAGCCCACAAGACUAUCUAGAUGCUCACAACCAAGCACGAGCAGCGGUGGGAGUAGGCCCCAUACAGUGGGACGAUAGAGUUGCAGCCUUCGCUCAGGGCUACGUUGACCAGCUAAGUGGCCACUGCAUUCUCAAACGCUCCGGUGGGCCUUACGGGGAAAACUUGGCCAUGAGUAGCGGCGACUUGUCAGGGGUCGUUGCUGUUGAGCUUAGGGUUAAGGAGAAGGCUAACUACAACUAUGCUUCGAACACUUGCAAUGGAGUUUGUGGUCACUAUAUGCAGGUUGUUUGGAGAAAUACGGUGAGGCUUGGAUGUGCCAAAGCGAGGUGUAGCAAUGGCGGAACCGUCAUCUCUUGCAAUUAUGAUCCACAGGGAAACUGUGUAAACGAGAGGCCUUACUAAAAGUUAUUAUGCGUACAGGUACAUAACAUAAGCGCAUGCAUAUAGGACGUGUAUUGUAUACAUAUUCCCAGGUAUAUGGAGCAUAAUAUACAGGAUCUGUAUAACUAAUUAUAAAAUAUUAGUAUUUCGGUU
This is a messenger RNA of Brassica oleracea var. oleracea, 673 nucleotides long. RefSeq names its product pathogenesis-related protein 1-like. Lineage: Eukaryota; Viridiplantae; Streptophyta; Magnoliopsida; Brassicales; Brassicaceae. The record is from RefSeq and is a predicted model, not a curated record. The transcript has a single exon. The coding region runs from base 56 to 541 and encodes 161 amino acids.